Auxenochlorella protothecoides is the source of this 300-nucleotide messenger RNA. Its product is annotated as Adenylyltransferase and sulfurtransferase MOCS3-1. The record is from RefSeq and is a predicted model, not a curated record. The transcript is spliced from 3 exons. Bases 1 to 300 code for a protein of 99 amino acids. Lineage: Eukaryota; Viridiplantae; Chlorophyta; Trebouxiophyceae; Chlorellales; Chlorellaceae.
AUGCAGGUCGAAGAGGCAGAGGAUGUGCAGUGCAUCGAUGUGAGGGAGGAGUGGGAGGCGAGCAUAGCCUCCAUCCCUGGUUUCCAGCUCUUUCCCCUGAGCAGGAUGGAGGAAUGGGAGACCAAACUGACGACCAUCCUGGACCCCCAGAAGCCAACCUUCUGUCUCUGUCAUCACGGCAUCCGAUCGCAGCGGAUGGCCCAGCUCCUGGUGAGCAAGGGGUUCCAGGAGGUGUACAACAUUGUCGGUGGCAUCGACGCCUACUGUCGCACCGUGGAUCCCUCUGUCCCGGCAUACUGA